Messenger RNA from Ceratosolen solmsi marchali, 562 nucleotides. Its product is annotated as 40S ribosomal protein S23. Gene Ontology annotation, molecular function: structural constituent of ribosome. Gene Ontology annotation, biological process: translation. Gene Ontology annotation, cellular component: small ribosomal subunit; ribosome. The transcript has 3 exons. Lineage: Eukaryota; Metazoa; Arthropoda; Insecta; Hymenoptera; Agaonidae. The record is from RefSeq and is a predicted model, not a curated record. The coding region runs from base 78 to 509 and encodes 143 amino acids.
GAAUAUUGGUUAGUGUCUUUCGUUUCUUUCGUUGAUGGCUGCCUGAUCUCUUCCGGUUGUUUUGUAGAUCGGACAACAUGGGUAAACCUCGCGGUCUACGUACAGCUCGUAAGCACGUCAAUCAUAGACGUGAUCAACGAUGGAACGAUAAAGACUACAAAAAAGCCCAUCUUGGUACGAGGUGGAAGGCUAAUCCCUUUGGUGGUGCAUCUCACGCGAAAGGCAUCGUUUUAGAAAAAGUAGGUGUAGAAGCCAAGCAACCAAACUCCGCCAUUCGAAAAUGUGUCAGGGUACAGUUGAUAAAGAAUGGAAAGAAAAUUACAGCAUUCGUACCUCGAGACGGUUGUCUUAAUUGUAUUGAAGAAAACGAUGAAGUUUUGGUAGCAGGAUUUGGUCGUAAAGGUCAUGCCGUUGGUGAUAUUCCUGGAGUAAGGUUCAAGGUUGUUAAAGUUGCGAAUGUCUCGCUACUUGCUCUUUAUAAGGAAAAGAAGGAACGCCCAAGGUCUUAAGUAGAUGUAUUUUGGUUCAAUUGAAAUAAAUAUCAAAAACGUGAAAAUGAAAA